Molecule: messenger RNA, 2242 nt
Organism: Lacerta agilis (Sand lizard)
Lineage: Eukaryota; Metazoa; Chordata; Lepidosauria; Squamata; Lacertidae
Product: rac GTPase-activating protein 1-like
Exons: 17
Coding region: 272-2158 (628 amino acids)
Biological process (GO): signal transduction
Source: RefSeq, a predicted model, not a curated record
GAUCCCCGUCCCUCCUUAAAAAGAGGUCAAAUUUGCUCCCGGCUUUAAUCCCGGGGAUGGGUGGCGCUUUCUAAGUAGGCGGGUUGCUUAAAACACGCCGCGGCUCACCCAGUGGUUCUUAGAUGGCGGAGGAUGCUUUGUGUGGGUGGCUGCAGUAAUAUGGCUUGUUACCUCAGGUGCUGAUUCAUUGAUGCUUUUAAUUUAUUCAGCGAGCAGUCAGUGUGUUUCCAUAUUUGCCUGACUGGAGACUCUAUACCCUAGUAACGUCAGGAUGAAUCGCCUGUGCCCGCAGCUGAUGCGCCACAUGGACCAGCUCUUGAGCCUCAUAGAGUUCAACAGCAGCAUUGAACUAGACUGCCUCCAGAUUGCCAAAUGUCUCGAGGGGAUGCGCCAGCGAUGCUGCCGCCUGGAUCGCGACUUGCAGGGAGCAAGGGAGAAGCUGCGCCAGUCGGAGUCCGAACGUUCAGUCCUGGAAGUGAAGUUGAAACACGCCCGCAACCAAGUGGAAGUGGAGAUGAAGAAAAGGCAUCGGGCAGAAGCUGAGCUGGAAAAGCAGGAGCGCAAGCUGCAGCUUAUCUAUGACUACCUGAUGUCUGAUUCACAGAUCAGUCCUUUCAGUGAGGACCAGCGCUCAGCCCUGGCGGCUUUGGACAGGCCAUGUUUCAGCCGCAGCACCCUGCUGCCAGGCAAGCGGCCCUCUGCAGUGGAAGGACUUGGCACCUCAAUCAUAUCUGACAUCAGCUUUGAUCACUCGGAUGACGAAGUGGAUUUGGAAGUAAUAAAAUACCUCAAAGGCAGAGACAAAGGGUGCUCCUCCCUCGUGCCCCCGAUUCAGCCAGUGGCAACAACCAAAUCUGCACGAACAUCUGUGGCACCUCUGCCUCCUAGCGGCAAUGAGAUGUCUGUGGCGAUUCUGAGAUCGGGAGCCACUGCCCACGUUUUGCCCCCCAUUGCUGUGGUGCCCCGUCAUCGAUCCCGGCAGAGCCGUUGCCUCUCCACACGCUCAGACGCCACUUCUGUCUGGGGCAGCAGUGAGGGGUCAGGCAGAAGUAAUAGCCAGGCUGAGAGUGACGCCAUUGGCAUGAAGAUUAGGACUGAGUUGAGGGGUGUUCAGGACCCCUUUUCUCCUUCUCCCACACAGGGAACACCACCCCUUCAAGAGCACCACUUUACUUCCAAGACGAUGAUCAGCCUAGAGUCGUGUGCGGUUUGCAAAUCCCGCCUGCGCUUUGGGAAGAUGGCCCUGAAAUGUCGGCCCUGCCAGCUUGUAGUGCAUCCCGAGUGCAAAGAACGCUGCCCGUCAGUGUGCAGGCCAACUGCCUCUCCCAGAGCGAGAGAGGGCAUUCUGGCAGAUUUUGCACCCUCCACCCCACCUCUGGUGCCCCCACUAGUCAUCCAGUGUGUGAAUCAAGUGGAAAGGCGUGGCCUGAAGGAGACUGGGCUAUACAGAGUGCCAGGUUCAGAGCACCUCGUUCGAGAAUGGAAGCGCAAGCUGCUUUGUGCCCGAGGAGCGCUUCCCUCACUGGACCAGGUGACUGAUGUCAAUGUGAUCUGUGGGGUUCUCAAGGACUUUCUGAGGAGCCUGAAGGAACCUCUAGUGACCUUUGCUCUGCACCCUGCCUUCCUGCAUGCUUCAGAAAUUCCAGAUGAAGCUGCUCGCCAGACUGCACUCUGCCAUGUUGUGAUGAAGUUGCCUCUGGCCAAUAGGGACACACUGGCUUUUCUGAUGCUGCAUCUCCAUAGGGUCAUGCAGAGCCCUGAGUGUCGAAUGGACCGGCACAACCUAGCACGCAUCUUUGGACCGACUCUAGUUGGGCACAGUAAUCCUAGCCCUUCCCCACGCAUCAUCAUGGAAGACACACCACGCCAAUGCCUGGUGGUUGCCCAUCUCUUAGCACUGCCUCUUUCGUUCUGGAGACAUUUUGUGGGAGAAGAACAGGAAAACCUGGUGCCUUCAGUGCAAAAGCCCAGCGUUGUGAAUGAGCAAGACCAGCUCCUCCUUCCUCUGACUCCCCCUGAAGUCAGCACCAUCCAGAUGAGCCCAGGAGGUGGCUGUCUCCCUAAUAAGCUACGGGACUGCAUUGGGACCACCUUCCCACCCUUGAAUGCCUCCCGCACCAAGAAGACGGGCAAAUUCUUCCCACUUCCAAUAUCAUGAAGCAACUCUGAUGCACCAGCGUUGCCUUGGCUUCCUCCCAGCAACCCUCUUCCUUGCCACCUCCAGAUUCCAGGCCUGUGUCCU